Molecule: messenger RNA, 2568 nt
Organism: Monosiga brevicollis MX1
Lineage: Eukaryota; Choanoflagellata; Craspedida; Salpingoecidae
Exons: 13
Biological process (GO): nuclear-transcribed mRNA catabolic process, nonsense-mediated decay
Cellular component (GO): cytoplasm
Molecular function (GO): hydrolase activity; DNA binding; RNA binding
Source: RefSeq, a predicted model, not a curated record
GACGACGACGAUGACGAAGCCCUUGUCUUGAGCAACUUGCCUGCCCAUGCCUGCAGCUACUGCGGCAUCCAUGACCCUGCUAGCGUCGUCAAGUGCUUGGACACCAACCGCUGGUUCUGUAAUUCGCGUGGCAAUACGUCUGGCAGCCACAUUGUCAACCACCUGGUUCGGGCGCGAAGCCACGCUGUCAUGCUCCACAAGGAUGGCCCGCUGGGCGAGACCGUUUUGGAGUGCUACAACUGCGGGUCUCGUAAUGUCUUUUCGCUUGGCUUCAUCCCUGCCAAGGCGGAUUCGGUCGUCGUGCUGCUAUGCCGCCAACCAUGCGCCUCCUCAUCAGCCGCCAAGGAUAGCAACUGGGACGUCGCUCAAUGGCAACCCAUUAUCAGCGACCGCUGCUUCCUGCCCUGGUUGGUCAAGGUUCCAUCCCACAAUGACCAGAUGCGUGCUCGUCAAAUCACAGCUGAACAGAUCCAGAAGCUCGAAGAUUUGUGGCGUGACAAUCCCGACGCCACGCUGGACGAUUUGGAGAAGCCAGGCGUUGAUGAGGAGGUCCAAGAGGUCCUACUGCAGUACGAAGAUGCCUACCACUACCAAAACAUUUUUGGCCCCCUUGUCAAGCUUGAAGCUGAAUAUGAUCGACGCAUGAAAGAGAGCCAGACCUGCGAUGGCAUUGCUGUACGCUGGGAUAUGGGCUUGAAUAAAAAGCAUACGGCCUUUUUCACGCUGCCAAGCCUGAGGGUUUCUCAUUUUAGACAAGAUCUGAAGGUGAUGGUUGGUGACGAGCUGCGUUUGAAAUACGCAGGCGAGCUCAGUCGCCCGUGGCAAGGCGAGGGCCGCGUCACCAAGAUUGCCGACAAUCAUAGCGAAGAGUAUGCGUUGGAACUUCGCAACAAGGAUGUGCCCACACAGUGCACCCAGAACUUUAUGGUCGAGUUCAUUUGGAAGUCCAUCACCUUUGAUCGCAUGCAAAAUGCCAUGAAAACCUUUGCUGUCGAUGAGCGAUCCGUCUCCGCCCACAUCUACCACCAGUUGCUUGGUCACCAGAUUGAGCCGGCUUUGAUCAAAGUCACCAUGCCCAAGCGUUUCUCCGUCAAAGGCCUUCCCGAACUCAAUCACUCGCAGAUUGAGGCCAUUCGCGCCGUGCUUCAGCGCCCCCUAAGCCUCAUCCAGGGCCCACCAGGUACCGGUAAAACAGUGACGUCCGCCUCUUUGGUUUACCACUUGGUGCAGCAAAAGCACGGCAAGGUUUUGGUCUGCGCCCCAAGCAACAUCGCCGUCGAUCAGCUCACCGAAAAGAUUCACCGCACUGGCGUCAAAGUGCUGCGUGUGUGUGCCAAAUCACGAGAGGAGGCCGAUACACGCGUGUCGUUCCUGUCACUCCACAACCAGGUGCGGACAAUGAAGGGACACCCCGAGUAUCAAAAGCUGCUCAAACUCAAGGACGCCGUUGGAGAGCUCUCGGAGGCAGAUGAAAAGCGCUUCCGAACUCUGCAGCGCAUCAUCGAACAAGAGCUGCUUCGCUCCGCUGACGUCAUCUGCUGCACGUGUGCUGCAGCCGGCGACCGGCGUGUCUCUGGCCAGACCUUUCGUACUGUCCUCAUUGACGAAGCCACUCAAUCCACUGAGCCUGAGUGCAUGUUGCCUUUGGUUCUCGGCACGCGGCAGUGCGUGAUGGUUGGUGAUCACUGCCAGCUUGGCCCCGUGGUCAUGUGCAAGAAAGCUGCAUCGGCGGGUCUUUCCCAAUCGCUGUUUGAGCGCUGCGUUCUCCUGGGCAUUCGCCCCGUCCGUCUGCAAGUGCAGUACCGUAUGCACCCAUGCCUCAGCGAGUUUCCUUCCAAUACAUUCUAUGAAGGCAGCCUGCAGAAUGGCGUCACUGCAAGCGAGCGGCUGAUGCCGGCUGUCGAUUUUCCCUGGCCUGUGCCCGAGACGCCCAUGAUGUUCUACGCUAGCAUGGGUCAAGAGGAGAUCUCAGCUUCGGGCACCUCCUAUCUCAACCGCACCGAGGCUGCCAAUGUCGAGAAGAUGGUCACGCGUUUCCUCAAGUCUGGCGUUACCCCUGAACAAAUCGGCAUUGUCACCCCAUAUGAGGGCCAACGCGCUUACAUUGUCCAGUACAUGAGCUUCAAUGGCACGCUGCGUCAGCCCCUCUACGAGGCUGUGGAGGUUGCAUCGGUUGACGCUUUCCAAGGCCGAGAAAAGGACUACAUCAUUCUGUCUUGCACGCGUUCCAAUGAGCACCAAGGCAUUGGCUUUUUGAAUGACCCCCGGCGUCUGAAUGUUGCCCUUACGCGUGCCAAGUACGGUAUCAUCAUUGUGGGCAACCCCAAGGUGCUCUCCAAGCAAGCCCUUUGGAACAACUUGCUGGUCCACUACAAGGAAAACGGCUGCUUGGUCGAAGGCCCGCUCUCCAACCUCAAGCCGUGCAUGAUGCAGUUCUCCCGACCCCGCCCGCUCAACUACACGGUACGAAAUGUAGGGCCGUUGGCCUUGGCUACACCUCGAGUCUCAGUUAAACCUCGCCAAACCCCUGCUUCACCAUUAACUUAUCAUUCAUGGCCGCGGCCAUCC